AUGCUUAUCGGUUUUUUUCUUACCAUUUUGUGCGUAUACAAUGAUCGUGGAAUAGACAUAAAACAGCUAUUUCUGAUAGUAAACUCUCGGCUACUAUUAAAAGAAGAACGCGAAAAAGAAAAACAGAAUAAUUCGACUUUUGCACCUACAUACAAAAAGUCGCUUUCCGACAGUAUCAAAAGCGAAUAUCCAGAAAACUAUGCCAUCUUAUUAGUCAAGACAUACUAUGUGUUGCGAAAGUGUAUCCAAUACGUUGGAUGCUAUCACUUUUUCUGUUUCUUGGAAGAGUCACAAUUACAAAGCAAAGGAAUACACAAGAAACACAUGCAAACAAUAAAAGACGGUCAACAUAGUAAGUACCAGACCAGACUAUUAAAAGCUGCUGGUAAAAGAUUCCAUGUCUUGUUCAAGGAGUUUAAAUACGGGGCUCUUGCAAUUGUAAUUCCUUACUACGUUGCAGCCCUUGAACGAUGGAGCGGGGAAAAAUUCAAGAAGUUCAUUAAUGUUAUCAAGCAGGACAAGGCCUUAACCAAGGAACUAGAAGAUCUUCAGCUUCGCUCCACUUUCUUGGACAAAACUGGAGAAUUACACUACAUAUAUUAUAAAGACAGCGACUACAUUUAUUGCAAUGAUAUUCAAAAUAAAAAAGAAGUUCAUUUUUGCUACUUGGCUUUCAUUCAAGGUCGUAGUGUUUCAUUGAUCCUAAUUGUGACAAAAUGA
Molecule: messenger RNA, 720 nt
Organism: Mucor mucedo
Lineage: Eukaryota; Fungi; Mucoromycota; Mucoromycetes; Mucorales; Mucoraceae
Exons: 6
Coding region: 1-720 (239 amino acids)
Source: RefSeq, a predicted model, not a curated record